AUGGGAAAGCGUGCUGCUGCGAGUGCAGCGUCUGCUGCGCCGAAGCGUGUGCGCGAGGAUGAAGGAGAAGCGAAGCCGAAACGCGUCGCCAAGAGUGCGCCGGUCGAGACGUCGCCUGCUGCGCCGUCCGGCGUCGACCACAGUGCACCCGAGUGGGUGCCGAAGAAUGGCGCGCUGCCGAGCGGCACGCUCGAGUUCGCGCGCCCUGCCGAGGGUGAUGUGCGUGUGAUGAUCUACAAUAUCACGUCGCUCAAGUCGUCCGACGCCAAAGGGCUGAUGCGCUACCUCAAGGCCGAGGACGCCGACGUGCUCGUCCUGUCCGAGACCAAAGUGAAUGCGCCGCCCGGCCACGCGGGCCUCGAUUCCAUGUACCCCCACCAGUACUGGGGCAUUGGCGAGAAGAAGGGGUAUGCCGGCAUCGCCGUCCUCUCCAAGGUCAAGCCGACCAAGGUCGAGUACGGCCUGCCCGGUUUUGACGACCCCAGCGCGCGCGCGCGUCUGCUCACGGUCGAGUUUCCCAAUACGGUGCUCGUCGGGACGUAUGCUGUGAAUGCGGGCGACAACCUCAAGACGCUCGACAGCAAGAUGCGCUGGAACGACGCGCUGGAAAAACACCUGCUGCAGUACGCGGACCGCGACCUGAUCUGGUGCGGCGACCUGAACGUCGUCUGGGACGACCGCGACCUCGCCGGUGCCUCGAAGAAAUGGAACAAGUCGGCGGGUUACACGCAGGCCGAGUGCGACGCGCACCGCCGCGUCCUCGCUGCGACCAAGAUGCAGGAUGCGUGGCGCGUCCUGCACCCCGAUGCCGUCGGGCACUACACCUACUAUGGCUGGCGCGGCAACUGUCGUGUGCGCGGCGCCGGCUGGCGCAUCGACACGUUUAUCACGACGCCCUCUGCCCAAGCACGCAUGCAGGCGUGCGAAAUCCGGCACGAAAUCUACGGCGCAAGCGACCACGUCCCAGUGAUUGCCGAUCUUAAAGGUCCAUUGUAG
Molecule: messenger RNA, 996 nt
Organism: Malassezia japonica
Lineage: Eukaryota; Fungi; Basidiomycota; Malasseziomycetes; Malasseziales; Malasseziaceae
Product: DNA-(apurinic or apyrimidinic site) lyase
Exons: 1
Coding region: 1-996 (331 amino acids)
Biological process (GO): base-excision repair
Cellular component (GO): nucleus
Molecular function (GO): phosphoric diester hydrolase activity; double-stranded DNA 3'-5' DNA exonuclease activity; DNA-(apurinic or apyrimidinic site) endonuclease activity
Source: RefSeq, a predicted model, not a curated record